This is a messenger RNA of Juglans regia (Persian walnut), 2086 nucleotides long. Its product is annotated as D-lactate dehydrogenase [cytochrome], mitochondrial. The record is from RefSeq and is a predicted model, not a curated record. Gene Ontology annotation, molecular function: D-lactate dehydrogenase (NAD+) activity; D-lactate dehydrogenase (cytochrome) activity; FAD binding. Gene Ontology annotation, cellular component: mitochondrion. The transcript has 18 exons. Gene Ontology annotation, biological process: lactate catabolic process. NCBI's taxonomy places the organism in Eukaryota, Viridiplantae, Streptophyta, Magnoliopsida, Fagales, Juglandaceae. Bases 140 to 1840 code for a protein of 566 amino acids.
CGGAUCCAUUAGCCCACUGGCCACUAGUUUCAUCACUGGGAAAAAGAACGAGAGUGCUUAUACCCACCAAUUCAGUGGCUAUAGCCGGAGUCUCUCUCUCCGUCUCUGUGUGUUCAUCUGGUUCCGGUGACAAACAACGAUGACCUUUUCGUCCUGGUUUUCUCGUCUACGUUCCGCUUCGAAGGACUUCUUCUACUCCAACCUCCGAAGCUCAUAUUUCCAUAAUCUUAACACUCCAAGAUCACCCACCACGCAUAUCUUCCACUCCCAUAGCUCAAGAAACUCAUAUCUACCGCUGCUUCCUGCGGUCCUUGCAGCCUCAGUUGGAUCAAUUGCCCUUCAGUCUCAUUCAAAAUAUUCAUUCUCUGACGCUUCUGAUCUCGAUGCUAGAGGUGGCAGCUUUGGGGGAAAAGGUAGCACGGAGUUUGUGGUAAAGGGCUCUCGUAAGGAACUUCCACAAGAGCUCGUUGGUGAACUGAAGGCUAUCUGUCAAGAUAACAUUACUACGGAUUAUGAUGAGAGGUAUAUCCAUGGAAAACCACAAAACAGCUUUCACAAAGCAGUCAAUAUCCCUGAUGUGGUUGUUUUUCCAAGGUCCGAGGAAGAAGUUUCCAAGAUAGUCAAAUCAUGUGACAAGCAUAAGGUCCCCAUUGUACCAUAUGGUGGAGCUACAUCAAUUGAGGGUCACACCUUGUCUCCAAAUGGAGGUGUUUGCAUCGACAUGACAUUGAUGAAGAGCAUUAAAGCGUUACAUAUUGAGGACAUGGAUGUGGUUGUUGAGCCUGGGAUUGGAUGGAUGGAGCUUAAUGAAUACCUAGAGCCUUAUGGUCUGUUCUUUCCCCUUGAUCCAGGGCCUGGUGCUACCAUCGGGGGUAUGUGUGCUACACGUUGUUCCGGUUCUUUAGCUGUGAGGUAUGGAACCAUGCGUGAUAAUGUCAUAAAUCUCAAGGUAGUUCUUGCCAAUGGAGAUAUUGUCAAGACGGCAUCUCGUGCUCGAAAGAGUGCUGCAGGGUAUGAUUUGACCCGCCUGAUGAUUGGAAGUGAAGGAACUCUGGGUGUGAUAACAGAAGUCACUCUUCGGCUUCAGAAAAUCCCACAGUAUUCAGUGGUUGCAAUGUGUAAUUUCCCUUCAGUUAAGGAUGCAGCAGAUGUUGCUAUUGCCACGAUGCUGUCUGGUAUACAGGUGUCAAGGGUAGAACUGUUGGAUGAGGUUCAAGUGAGGGCUAUCAACAUUGCUAAUGGAAAAGAUUUGCAUGAAAGUCCAACUUUGAUGUUUGAAUUUAUUGGCACAGAGGCGUAUUCACGCGAGCAAACACAAAUUGUUCAGAAGAUCGUUGCAGAGCACAAUGGCUCAGAUUUUGUUUUUGCAGAAGAUUCCGAUGCUAAAAAGGAACUUUGGAAGAUAAGGAAGGAGGCACUCUGGGCUUGCUUUGCAUUCAAACCUAAUUUUGAGGCAAUGAUUACGGAUGUAUGUGUUCCUCUCUCAUCCCUUGCAGAAUUAAUAUCAAGGUCCAAACAAGAGCUCAACGCAUCACCACUGGUCUGCACAGUUGUUGCUCAUGCUGGUGAUGGAAAUUUCCACACGGUGAUUCUGUUCGACCCUAACAUAGAUGAACACCGGCAGGAGGCAGAGAGACUUAACCAAUUUAUGGUUUAUACCGCAUUGGCAAUGGAAGGAACAUGUACCGGUGAACAUGGUGUUGGUACAGGGAAAGUGAAGUAUCUUGAGAAAGAGCUUGGAAUGGAGGCUCUGAGGACAAUGAAAAGAAUAAAGGCUGCUUUAGAUCCCAACAAUAUUAUGAAUCCAGGAAAGCUCAUUCCUCCCCAUGUUUGUUUCUAAUCUUUGCUCAUAUAUGCAUGCCCAAUCCUCUGUUCUCACAUGCGUGCACAUCCUCUUUAGGAACUGUUGUGCCUUCCAAAUAUUGUACCUGCCAGAGUGGCAGAAUCUGUUUUGUAAUCCACAGGCAAUAAUGACUCGUAAACUUGGUCGAUGGGCAAUUACAUCAGACUUUUUAGUGUAAUUACAUCAGUCCUCCCACAACAUCUGUUUGGCGUUGACUUGGGAAAUUAAAAAGUUGUUACUUCA